Messenger RNA from Pantherophis guttatus, 3156 nucleotides. NCBI's taxonomy places the organism in Eukaryota, Metazoa, Chordata, Lepidosauria, Squamata, Colubridae. The record is from RefSeq and is a predicted model, not a curated record.
CAUUGACUUUGCUUGUCAGAAGGUCACAAAAGAUGAUCACGUGACCCCAGGACAUUGCAGCUGUCAUAAACAUGAGUCAGUUGCCAAGCAUUUGAAUUUUGAUCAUGUGACCCCCAGGGACACUGCAACGGUUGUUAAGCGGGAAAAUCGGUCAUGAGUCACUUUUUUCAGUGCCGUUGUAACUUUGAACGGUCACUAAAUGAACUGAUGUAAAUCAAGGAUUACCUUUAAGAAUUUACCAGAACAGAGAUACCUAAGUGGAAAACUACGCGCUGAAGGACAUUUUCCUUUAGAAGGCAGUGGACAUGUUAGUUCUGUUGAAAGACUUUCUGACUAAUCCUGACUAGCUCUAAGCCUGCAGAAUUUAUCAUUUGUCAUCUCUGAGUCAAUUUUACACCUGUUACCUGUCCUCUCUUGAACUUUGAUUGGGCAUUACCAAGCUACCUGAGAGGGGGAGUCUAUCUCCACUCCUGGGUUUCAUUGAUACCUGCAGUAACCCACAGCAACCCGAUCUUGUGCAAAUAUUUACCUCAGUGGUGAAAUUCAAUUUUUUUUUACUACCGGUUCUGUGGGCGUGGCUUGGUGGGUGUGGUGUGGCUUGGUGGGCGUGGCAGGGGAAGGAUACUGCAAAAUUCCCAUUCCCACCCCACUCUGGGGCCAGCCAGAUGUGGUAUUUGCCAGUUCUUUAAACUCAGAACCUGCUGGAUUUCACCCCUGAUUUACCUCCUGUACUCAACACCAAGGUUGCAUUCCCCGUGCCUGCCCCCCCCCCCGCUUCCUUAUCUCCCAUUACCCGACACCACUGAAAGAGACCUCCCUCCUCUGCCUUCCCUACAAACCAUUCCAUCCCCCAUCCCUUACACUCUUCCUUAAAAAGGGGGAAACCUCCUCCAACUGACCAAUCAUCAGAGGCAGUAACAGUAACACUUAACAGAGUUGGAAGGGACCCUGGAGGUCAUCUAGUCCAACCCCCUGCUCACGCAGGAGACCUAUACUAGGUAUUCGAACUGCCAACCUUUCUGAUCGACAAGCUCAGCGUCUUAGCCACUGAGCCACCUAGCCAGGUAAGGUGAGCCCUACAGGCACUAUAGCACUUGCUCUCGGCGCUCUCAAACUCACACCAACCCUUCCCCACUGCUGCGGAGGGGGUCACAUCCAGCACACCCUUAUCCCCCCCCAACACACUCACAAUACAUUCACCCAAUACACAAACAGCACCCUGCCCAGUCGCUCUCACCCACCAAGCAGAGAGCCACUCCUCCCCCCCAGCUCCCACCCAUGGGAGAAGGACCAAUCCACUCAUCUCUCACCCAACUUUCCCCUUCAACCCCAAAAUUCCCCCGAACAGCUUUCCCAGGCCAGAAACAUUACAAAACAUUACAAAGAUUGCACAGAGUAGUCUGAGGAGCAGCCAAAAGGCAUGCUAUGCAGUACUAAAUAUUGUUGCAGCUGGGCAGUCCUACCAUGUCUCCUGAAGUUCAAAACAUUCCAAGCUCCCACUAGUCAACAUCAAAAGAUGUUGAGACGCAAGAAAGAAUGCAGAGAAGAGCAACAAAGAUAUAUUUUACCGACAAUGAAAUAAAGGGAGACUAGUAUAGAUAUAUUUCGAGUUAUUUAGCUCUCGCCAGCUAGCCAUACCCUUCUGGGAUUCGAACCUGGACUACUUGCAUGUUAGAUUGAUGUAUUAACCUCUAAGUCACGGGCUCUUCUUGCUUUGUCAGCUAUACCAGGGGAGAGAUUAUGUGCAACCUGGUCUACCCAAAAAUGGGAUGGAGUAAUAAAGAUGAUUAGGAGACUGAAGGCUAAAACAUACGAAGAACGUCUGCAGGAAUUGGGUGCUUUGGAGAAGAGCUUGACUUCCUCUUCCUUGUGGCAGCCCCUGAGAUACUGGAAGGCUGCUAUCGUGUCACCCCUCGUGCUGCUUUUCAUUAAACAAGGAAGGAAGGAGAAGAGAAUUGUAACAAGAGGAAAUUUCCAUUGUGUGAAGAAUUUGCACAGCUACAAACCACCUUGAAUUUCUGGGAAAGUGAAUCAAUUUGACGACCUUUUCAAGAAAAUGCAAAAUCUGUGCCAGUGGGCGAUUUGGAGAGUCUUGCUCUGGAGUACCCUGACCCAUGCUUCCCGGCCCACCUUCGAAUGGAAAGACCCCCACACCCAGGAGAAGCUGUUGUGUGAGAAGUGCCCCCCGGGGAAGAGCAUGGCCAAACCUUGCACCCUGGACAAACGCACUGAGUGCAAGCCGUGUGCAACUGAGCACUACACCCAGUAUUGGAACUACCUGGACAGGUGCUUGUACUGCAGCGUCCGCUGUAGCACCCUGGAGGUGGAGGUGGUGCCGUGCAACAGGACACACAACAGGGUGUGUGAGUGCAAGCCGGGCUACCACGCCGAGUCGCUCUUUUGCAUCAAGCACUCCAAGUGCCCGCCAGGAAGCGGAGUGGUUGAGCCCGGCAACCCCCGAGAAGAUACCCAGUGCAGUGUCUGCCCAGAGGGGAGCUUUUCCAGCAACCAUUCCAGCAAGGAUCCCUGCCAGACCCACCAGAACUGCUCCGCGCAAGGCCUUCGGGUCAACGUGCCUGGCACCCUUUUCCACGAUGCCUAUUGCACCUCCUGCAGGGCUGACAAAGGCUCAGAGGAGGGCUCAGGUACGGGAGAUUGUCUCGAGGCAGCCCUUGACUUUGUACCCUUCCAACUGAAGUCACCACGAAGGCUCCGGCGUCUGUAUCGUAAGCUCACUCAAACUGCUCCUGGGACGGAGAAGAAGAAGCCCAUCGAAGAGCUGCAGGUGGACCUUCAUAGCUACCUGCUCCAGCUCAAGAACCUGCAUGGGAAGGAGGAAGCGUGGGAUAAGGUCCAGGUAGCCCUGACGAAGCUGAAGUUGGAACGCAUUCUGCAGAACGUCCUGAGGAGGUUCACUAAUUGUAACAAGAGGAAAUUUCCGUUGUGUGAAGAAUUUGCACAACUACAAACCACCUUGAAUUUCUGGGAAAGUGAAUCGAUUUGAUGACCUUUUCAAGGCAAUGCAAAAUCUGUGCCAGUGGGCGAUGUGGAGCGUCUUGCUCUGGAGUAGCCUGACUCUGGAGUACUCUGCUUCCCUGCCCAAAUUCGAAUGGAUAGACCCCCAGACCCACGAGAAGCUGUUGUGUCACAAGUGCC